Cyanistes caeruleus (blue tit) is the source of this 3303-nucleotide messenger RNA. NCBI's taxonomy places the organism in Eukaryota, Metazoa, Chordata, Aves, Passeriformes, Paridae. The record is from RefSeq and is a predicted model, not a curated record.
CUCUGCCAAUUUUUUUUUCUAGGUACACGAAAAUGAAGACUGCCACCAACAUCUAUAUUUUCAAUCUUGCAUUGGCAGAUGCCCUAGCAACAAGUACUCUGCCAUUCCAGAGUGUGAAUUACUUGAUGGGAACCUGGCCAUUCGGUACCAUCCUUUGUAAGAUUGUUAUAUCCAUAGACUACUACAAUAUGUUCACCAGUAUCUUCACGCUCUGCACCAUGAGUGUGGAUCGCUACGUGGCCGUUUGCCACCCAGUUAAGGCCCUUGAUUUCCGUACUCCCCGAAAUGCCAAAAUUGUCAAUGUCUGCAACUGGAUUCUUUCCUCUGCCAUUGGCUUGCCAGUUAUGUUCAUGGCAACUACUAAAUACAGGCAUGGCUCAAUUGACUGUACACUUACAUUCUCCCAUCCUGCUUGGUACUGGGAGAACCUCCUGAAAAUCUGUGUGUUCAUCUUUGCCUUCAUCAUGCCAGUCCUGAUCAUUACCGUGUGUUACGGGCUGAUGAUUUUACGCCUGAAGAGCGUCCGCAUGUUAUCCGGCUCCAAGGAGAAGGAUAGGAACCUGCGGAGAAUCACAAGGAUGGUUCUUGUGGUGGUGGCAGUGUUUAUUGUCUGCUGGACUCCCAUCCACAUUUAUGUUAUCAUUAAAGCCCUGGUCAACAUCCCAGAAACUACUUUCCAGACUGUCUCCUGGCACUUCUGUAUUGCUCUAGGGUAUACAAAUAGCUGCCUUAAUCCAGUCCUUUAUGCAUUCCUAGAUGAGAAUUUCAAAAGGUGUUUCAGAGAGUUCUGCAUCCCCACUUCCUCAACCAUUGAGCAGCAAAACUCCACCCGAGUCCGACAAAACACUCGUGACCAUGCUUCCACUGCCAACACGGUGGACAGGACUAACCAUCAGUUGGAACUUCAAGAAGCUGAAACUACUCCACUGCCGUGACAGGGUCUCCUGCUGCAUGGCUCUCAGAGCAGUUGCCACUGCCACAGUGUGCUAGUGGGAACAUGCAGGAUAUGCUUUCCCUCAAAAAAAUACCACAGAGGAAAGUGCCUGCUUUUCCAAUCUGUCAAAAAUUGCUUCUGCAGCACAUCUGCAUUGCACAUAACAGAAGCAUGAGAUGUAACAGCGAGCAGAGCCAGGAGGUGCCGGGGCCUUCCCGGCUCCAGUGUUCGCGGCAGUCCUGCUUGCCAGGAGCACAUACUUUAGUCUAAAACAAAGCUGCUGUGCCUGUAGCAACCUGGCAUUCCUUUGGUAAGUCACAGUGCUGUUAAAAUAGGUUGGAAACAAAAAUUCAAAGGCUAGACAACUAUAGUUUGAAAAAUAAGGUGAGCUUUUGAGGAUGGAAAAUAAUGGGAUAUGAAGUUGUAAUACUGUUGGGUGCACUCUAUUUACUCUUAAAAUUUAUUUGUUGAGGUGUUUUCUGUGCAGGUUAUUUGCGUGCUGAGGUCUCACGAGGUCAUGUAGAAAAACACAUUUGUAGUUCAAGAGGACUUCUCUUGUGAGGGUUGCGUGUUCUGCAGUUUCAAAGGAAAAUUUUUUUCGGUGAUCCCAUAACAAAAAAAAACCCACAUCCACACUUCAUCUUCUCCUUCUAGUUCACAUAUACUAAAAAAAGAUUUUAAAAUCAAAACAAUGAGCUAUCACUUUUUCUAAAAGAGAUGAGUAAAUUAAAGUAUUCUCCAUUGUUACUGAUUGUCAAAUGAUCCCCAAAACAGCAUAUAUUAACAUAAAUUUCAUUGUGAAUAAAAAUGUAGCUAUAAGCCUGACAGAGCUUGCACAGGCUGAUGAUGUCUUCUCUUUCAAGUAGUUUCUCAAAUUUCAGCUGCUCUGCAGCAUUUUCAGUUUGUAAGUAAACGACAGCACCUAUGUGAAGUACUUGGAGCAGUUAAUGCAUUAGACUUUUUUUUAAAAAAAAAAGAAUUAAAAAACAGUCUGCUAGACAUCUAUUUUUUCUUAACCAAGCACAUAGUAUGUUUGCUUUUCUAGUUUACAUGAUACAGUCUGCAUCUGCAUUUUGUGUUAGUUGCUAAAACACAUUAAGAUUUCAGGAAGAAACAUUGUGCUGCAGCAAAUGCCUUCUUAGCUGUUUUCUCGUAUGAAAAUUAGAAAUACCCAUGUAGAUAAUUCGUGGUGCAAUGGUAUUUUCUAGACGUUGUUUGUUACUUGCUUUGUAAAUAAAUCAUCAGUAGUUAACUGGGGGGAAAUGUACUUUGAUGAAUUUAUGUGUAUUCUGAAAUACAAUUAUAUAGAGGAGUUUUUUUUUUUGUCUUUUUGCAGCGAAAAUGUAUUUCUUAUUUUCAAUUGUUAAAGUCUGUGUAUCAGUGAGGUUAUAAUGUGAAAUUGUUUCUGCCAUAGACUGCAUAAUAAAGAUUGAAGACCAAAUCCUUGCAAGUUGUAAAUUAAAGGAUUAUUUGGGUUUCAUCACUGUGUUGCAGCUAAAUAUGUAGCCUAUAUAUCAGCAGAAUAUAAAGCUAGAUAUAACAGAAGUGCCUUAAUUUUUUUCUCUUUCUGUUGAAAAUUCCACUGUGUGGUCAUAUAGAUUUAUGUUUAAUUUUUGUGUUAGUUUAGCUGUAUCGCCUCAUAGGCGUGAUUAAAGCUUAAACCAGUCAUCACCAUUCUAAGAAGUUUUGCAUCUAAUUUUUAAACAGCGUAAGAUAGGCACUUGGAAGAAGUUGAUACACUGUUUUACACCAUACAGUAGUAUUACUUAAAUAACAAAACCAACAUAGAAUACACUAGAUUUAUAUGGACUAACAUCCUAUGACAUUAUUACCUGAUUGAUGGAUUCAGAGUACUCUGACAUGCUCACAUACAACAAUCAAAUAAUUUUAAAAUAUUGGAACGACUAUUUGGAAAGUCUUAACUGAUAGACCAAAAACAUGCUUAAGUGAACUUAAGGUCAUAGUUUUGUGAGUAGACAAAAGUUCAGCUUUCACAAAAUUUACAUAAUUCAUUGAAACCAUUAUUUCUUCUUUACUUUGAAUGAAGCACACAGGCAAAAUACUGUGACUUGCCAGCAGACAGCCAAAUAUUUUUAAGGACAUUUUCUGUUUCUGCAGUCCAACAAUUGAGAAACCUGACUGUAAAUAUGUUUAGCAGUAAUAAUGUAGCCUUGAUUGUUUAAGGAUAUGAGGAAGUAAAUUUUAUUAGCAGAGCACUAGCAAAAACUAAGAAAAAUGUAUUUUUUUCCAUAAGGCUUUAAUGUUCAUUGGUAGUGCUUUGCAGUAAAUAAGAGUAUUAUUACACAACUUCUGUAUCUGCAUUGUAAACCUUUAAUAAAAGUGUCUGUUUCUUGUGGAUUUGCACUCAA